Molecule: messenger RNA, 2419 nt
Organism: Bicyclus anynana (squinting bush brown)
Lineage: Eukaryota; Metazoa; Arthropoda; Insecta; Lepidoptera; Nymphalidae
Product: phenoloxidase-activating factor 2
Exons: 10
Coding region: 171-1448 (425 amino acids)
Biological process (GO): proteolysis
Molecular function (GO): serine-type endopeptidase activity
Source: RefSeq, a predicted model, not a curated record
CGAGACAAAAACGCGGGAACGUGCGCACGUUUCCCGCCCUCGCUCAUAAACAAUACAGACAAUUUAAUUUUAAAGUUUUUUUUUUAAAUCGACUUGACAAUAACCUUGUUCGCGUAUAUUUUUUUUGUAUUUAUGUGCUAAAGUGACUGAACGUAAAGGAUUUUCUCAAGAUGUUGCUGCCUCUUCUCUUGCUGUUGUCUGCUGGGGGGUCGCUCCCGCAAACGGUGGACCCCUCGCUGCUGGUGGACAUAUUCGGGACCCCCGCCCCAGUCACCCGCCCUUCCAACCUGCCCCCCAGACUUGAAGACAUAACCGUGAAGCCGACAGUGAGCGGCGCGACGUUCACCAACAGCCAGGGCGAGGAGUGCCAAUGUGUGCCGUAUUACCUGUGCGAUAGGGACAAUAUUGGCGUGAACAUUAACAACGUCAGCGUUACCGGCUUCGGGGUCCUGGAUGUUAGAUUUGGCGCCAACGACGAGUGCCAAGAGAGCGUGGAGAAAUGCUGCAAGAACGUCCUGCCUGAGCCUGAGCCAGUAGUGCCUGACCCCGCGCAGCUGAAGGGCUGCGGCUACAGAAACCCCAACGGGCUGGACUUCCAGAUCACUGGCGGCAAUGGUAACGAGGCGCAGUUCGGCGAGUUCCCGUGGGUGGUGGCGCUGCUGGGCGCGGACGGCGGCUACGCGGGCGUGGGCGUGCUCAUCCACCCGCAGGCCGUGCUCACCGGAGCACACGUCGCGGCCAAGUUCGAAGUUGAUCUUGAAGAAUCUGGCGAAUCUGACUCCGACGAUGAAGAAGAUGAUUCUGGUGGAUUUUAUUUGCCGUUCUCGCCGAACUCGCUAAUAGCGCGCGCAGGGGAGUGGGACACGCAGACCAACAAGGAGCGGCUCAAGUCGCAGGAGAGAGUCGUGGACGGCAUCUUCAUCAGAGAAGACUUCAAUGCCAAGAAUCUGAAGAAUGACGUGGCGCUGUUGCAUCUGCAGACGCCGUUCGAGUUGGACCAGCACAUCAACACGCUGUGCCUGCCCGAGCAAGACGAGGACUUUGACUCCUACCGCGGAUGCAUCGCCAACGGCUGGGGCAAGAGUGUCUUCGGCAAGCAAGGCCGCUACGCAGUCAUCCUCAAGAAGGUGGAAGUGAACAUGGUGCCGUUCGACCGCUGCGGCGCGCUGCUGCGUAAGACACGUCUCGGCGUCAACUUCCGCCUGCACCACAGCUUCGUCUGCGCGGGGGGGGAGGAGGGCAAGGACACGUGUCAGGGCGACGGUGGCGCCCCCCUCGCGUGCCCCGUGGGCAAGGACCGCUACAAGCUGGCGGGGCUGGUCGCGUGGGGCAUCGGCUGCGGGCAGCGGGACGUGCCAGCGGUGUACGCGCGCGUCGCCAUGUUCCGCAAGUGGCUGGACGGCAUCAUGCGCGGCUGGGGCCUGGAGACCGGCUCCUACACUAUCUGACGACACUGGCUCCUGUACUACAAGCUCCUACACUAUGUCACGACACUAGCUUCUGUACUACAAGCUCCUACACUAUCUGACGACACUAGCUCCUGUACUACAAGCUCCUACACUAUCUGACGACACUAGCUCCUGUACUACAAGCUCCUACACUAUCCGAAGACACUAGCUUCUACGCUAUCUGUCUACUCUAGCUCCUACACUAUCUAACGAGACCGGCUUCUACACUAACUGUCGACACUAAGAGCUCCUACACUAUCUUACGAGACUAACUUCUAUACUACGAGUAUCUGACGAUAUAACAUACAUUAGUAUGUGUGUUCGAUAGGCAGUGUAGUAACACUAUCUAACAAUAUCGCGAACUCUUCCACUAUCUAACGAGACUAGCUCCUACGCUGUCUGAUAACACUGGCUCCUACACUAUCCGUCAGCAAGCUCCUCCACUAUCCGUCGACACCAGCUCCACUAUUUAACAAGACUAGCACUAUCUGUGGAAACUAGCUCCUACACUAUCUAACAAGAGCUUUUCCACUAGUAGCUCCUGUACUAUCUCAAAAGACCAGCUUUCACCGGUCACAGAAAACAUACUUGUACGUCAAAACAAUUAUAAUAUGCAGUUGACAGCUGUCAAAGCAGGAGCAUUCCAUCAGCUACCCUUUCAUCCCUUAAAAAUAUCCUUCGAGAUAAAAUACCAGACGAAAAAAAAAUCCAAAUCAAUCAAGCCGAUUUUGAUUUUUGAAUGAAUGAACAACCCUUCAUGAACUAUGGAACAAUAAAAAAAAAAAACAAAUAUUAAAAAAAAUUACUAUAAAAUACUCUGAUCUAUGGCAAUACUCUUUAAAUAAUUAAAAAAAAGGAAUAAAAUAACGCGGCAUCUAGAUUUAUUAAAUUUAAAUUUUGUAAAAUAUUUUUAAGCUGUUUGUGAUUUUCUAUCUUAUUUUUACAUAAUAAAAUGUUUCUACAAAUAAUAA